Messenger RNA from Salvelinus namaycush (lake trout), 1011 nucleotides. Its product is annotated as acid-sensing ion channel 1-like. Gene Ontology annotation, cellular component: membrane. Bases 1 to 1011 code for a protein of 336 amino acids. Lineage: Eukaryota; Metazoa; Chordata; Actinopteri; Salmoniformes; Salmonidae. The transcript has 6 exons. Gene Ontology annotation, biological process: sodium ion transmembrane transport. The record is from RefSeq and is a predicted model, not a curated record.
AUGGAUCUCAAAGCGGAUUCGGAAGAGAUGGUGGACUCUUUCAAGCGACCUCCAGCGAUUGAAGUUUUCGCCAGCAGGUCGACUCUCCAUGGCAUCUCGCACAUGUUCACUUAUGAACGGAUCUGCAUCAAGCGGUGCCUGUGGAUCUUGUUCUUCCUUGGUUCUCUCGGGUUCCUGGUCCUGGUGUGUGUGGACCGGGUCCAGUUCUACUUACAGUACCCCCAUGUCACUAAAUUGGAUGAGAUAGCAACACCGUUGAUGAUCUUCCCCGCAGUCACCUUCUGCAACCUCAACACGUUUCGCUUCGGCCGGGUGACACGCAACGAUCUGUACCAUGCCGGGGAGCUCCUCGCGUUGCUCAAUGGAAGGUAUGAGAUUAGAGACACUCACCUGGUUGAGGAAAGCGUCCUGGAGACCCUGAAGAUCAAAUCUGACUUCCUCAACUUCAAGCCCCGUCCCUUUAACAUGCGUGAGUUCUACGACCGGACAGGCCAUGACAUCAAGGACAUGCUGCUGUCAUGCUACUACCGCGGCGUGGAGUGCAGCGCUGAGGACUUUACUGUGAUCUUCACCCGUUAUGGGAAGUGCUACACGUUCAACUCUGGCCAAGAUAACCGGCCGCUGCUGGUGACCAUGAAGGGAGGGAUGGGUAACGGCCUGGAGCUAAUGUUGGAUAUACAACAGGAUGAAUACCUGCCAGUCUGGGGAGAAACAGAUGAGACGUCGUUCGAGGCGGGCAUCAAGGUUCAGAUCCACACACAGGACGAGCCUCCCUUCAUUGACCAGCUGGGUUUCGGAGUGGCCCCGGGCUUCCAGACCUUCGUAUCCUGUCAGGAACAACGGCUGACAUACCUGCCUCCUCCGUGGGGCGACUGCAAGUCCACUCCCAUGGACUCUGACUUCUUCAGCUCCUACAGCCUGACGGCCUGCCGUAUCGACUGUGAGACGCGCUACCUGGUGGAGAACUGUAACUGCCGCAUGGUACACAUGCCUGCUCUGGAACUAACGUGA